AUGACCACACGACAGGUGCCCAAAUAUAAAUGGGAGGAGAUUCGAAAACACAAUAAGGAUACGGAUUGUUGGGUGGUACUGUAUGAUCGGGUGCUGGAUGUGACGAAGUUCUUAAAUGAACAUCCCGGUGGACUGGAUCCCAUUAACGAUCUCGGCGGAUAUGAUAUCACGAAUUCCUUCGAAAGCAUUGGACACUCCUCUUCUGCGUUAGCCCGUUCGAAAGAGUUUAUCAUUGGAGAUCUUGAUAAGGAAUCCCCACCUCCAGUGGUGCAGCGAAAGGCAUUAAAGGAUGAUGUUCCUCUAACAAAGUACAAGGCGGGAGGAGACAUGAUUCCCAUUCAAUACAUUGUGGGAAUUCUUGUGGGGAUACUACUUCUACUGUAUUACAUGUUCAGCGGCUAG
This is a messenger RNA of Trypanosoma theileri, 402 nucleotides long. Its product is annotated as cytochrome b5. The record is from RefSeq and is a predicted model, not a curated record. Gene Ontology annotation, molecular function: heme binding. The transcript has a single exon. The coding region runs from base 1 to 402 and encodes 133 amino acids. NCBI's taxonomy places the organism in Eukaryota, Euglenozoa, Kinetoplastea, Trypanosomatida, Trypanosomatidae. Gene Ontology annotation, cellular component: membrane; intracellular membrane-bounded organelle.